Ilyonectria robusta is the source of this 1845-nucleotide messenger RNA. RefSeq lists its product as uncharacterized. NCBI's taxonomy places the organism in Eukaryota, Fungi, Ascomycota, Sordariomycetes, Hypocreales, Nectriaceae. Gene Ontology annotation, molecular function: protein-transporting ATPase activity; protein binding. Gene Ontology annotation, biological process: intracellular protein transport. Gene Ontology annotation, cellular component: mitochondrial outer membrane. The transcript has 3 exons. Bases 1 to 1845 code for a protein of 614 amino acids. The record is from RefSeq and is a predicted model, not a curated record.
AUGCCUCCGGGCAUGCCCACUGCUGCCGUUCCCGUCGACUCGUCAUCUGGCCUCUGGGACCGGCUAACGAACUGGACCUCUGAAAACAAGGCCGUGGCCUACACCAUUGCUGGUGUCGCCGUGGUUGUCACCGGCGCCGGUGUCGUCUACUACCUCAAUGAUUCCUCCAGCUCAGCUCCUAAAUUGAGCAAGAAGGAGAGGAGAAAGCGAAAAGAGGCAGACCGUAAGGUUGCCGAGUCCAAGGAUACCGCCACUACUGGCCCCUCGCAGCCCCAAACCGCCUCGGUCCAGAGCGAAUCCGAGCUGCCAGAGAUCGAUGAGCAGACCGUCACUACCCUGUCCCAGCCCCAGCGCGAAGAAUUUGCUGCGAAGCUGAAGCAGGCCGGUAACAAGGCCUACGGAGACAAGGCAUACAACCGUGCCAUUGAGCUGUAUUCCAAGGCCAUUCUCUGCAAGCCCGACCCCGUCUUCUACUCCAACCGAGCAGCCUGCCACAGCGCCAUGAGCGAAUGGGAUGAGGUUAUUGAGGACACCACCGCCGCCAUCAACAUGGACCCCGAAUACGUCAAGGCCAUCAACCGCCGCGCCACUGCCUACGAGCACCAGAAGAAGUACUCCGAAGCUCUUCUCGACUUCACCGCCUCAUGCAUCAUCGAUAACUUCAAGAGCGAGUCGACCGCCCAAGCCGUCGAGCGACUACUCAAGACUUUCGCCGAGCAGAAGGCCAAGGAGAUGAUGGCAAACCGACCACCCAAGCUGCCCAGCCCGAUCUUCGUGGGCAACUACCUCCAGAGCUUCCGACCCAAGGACCGACCGGAGGGGCUCGAGGACUCGGUUGAGCUGGCUUCCGACAGUGGCAAGGGUCAGAUGCAGCUUGGUCUCCAGUCUUUGGAAAAGAAGACUGGUGACGGCUAUGAGGAGGCACGACAGGCUUUCGAGCAGGCUAUUCAGAUCGGUGGCUUGGAAGAGUACGAGGCUCUGGCUUAUAACAUGAGGGGUACCUUCCGAACCCUGCUGGGUAACCACGCCGAGGCCACCCAGGACUUCGAUAAGAGCAUUGAGCUUGACCCCUCCAUGACCCAGAGCUAUAUCAAGCGUGCCAGCAUCAGCCUCGAGCUUGGUGAGCCCGACAAGGCCGAGGAGGAGUUUGCCAAGGCGCUGGAGCAGGACAACAACGAUCCCGAUGUUUACUACCACCGCGCUCAGGCCCACUUCAUCAAGGGCGACCUGGCUGAUGCCCAGAAGGACUACCAGAAGUCUAUUGACCUGGACAAGGACUUCAUCUUCUCUCACAUCCAGCUUGGAGUGACACAGUACAAGAUGGGCUCCAUCGCUUCCUCCAUGGCCACCUUCCGACGAUGCAUCAAGAACUUCCCCAAGGUGCCCGACGUCUACAACUACUACGGUGAGCUGUUGCUCGACCAGGGCAACUUCUCUGAGGCCAUUGAGAAGUUCGAUACCGCCAUGGAGAUGGAGAAGCAGACUAAGCCCAUGUCGAUGAACGUUCUGCCCCUUAUUAACAAGGCCCUUGCCCUGUUCCAGUGGAAGCAGGACUUCAAGGAGGCGGAGAAGCUCUGCCAGAAGGCUCUCAUUAUUGACCCCGAGUGUGAUAUUGCCGUUGCCACCAUGGCUCAGCUCCUCCUCCAGCAGAACAACGUCCCCGCGGCCCUCAAGUACUUUGAGCGCGCUGCGGAGCUCGCCCGCACCGAGGGAGAGAUCGUUAACGCCCUUUCUUACGCCGAGGCGACGCGAACACAAGUUCAGGUCACCGAGAAGUACCCCAAGCUGGCUGCCAAGCUGGCUGGCGGUGCUGGUGGCCCCGGCGGCCUACGCAUGGGCCCUUAA